Molecule: messenger RNA, 1149 nt
Organism: Paramormyrops kingsleyae
Lineage: Eukaryota; Metazoa; Chordata; Actinopteri; Osteoglossiformes; Mormyridae
Source: RefSeq, a predicted model, not a curated record
GUGCACUUCUUUGCCAAGUGAUUUGAGUUUCUCCACAUGUGUGUCUGGCUUUAAUGGAGUCCUCCUGCUUCCAGGAGAACUACGCGUCAUGUCUGGUAUAGCUUUGAGCAGACUUGCCCAGGAGAGGAAGGCCUGGCGAAAGGACCACCCUUUUGGUUUUGUGGCGGUACCAACAAAGAAUCCUGAUGGAACCAUGAACCUGAUGAACUGGGAGUGUGCUAUUCCUGGGAAGAAAGGGACCCCUUGGGAAGGGGGGCUGUUUAAACUCCGGAUGCUGUUUAAGGACGACUACCCCUCAUCUCCUCCAAAGUGUAAAUUUGAACCUCCCCUGUUUCAUCCCAACGUGUAUCCAUCCGGCACAGUCUGCCUUUCCAUCUUGGAGGAAGACAAAGACUGGAGGCCUGCCAUCACAAUAAAGCAGAUUCUGUUAGGAAUACAGGAACUUCUGAACGAGCCGAAUAUCCAGGACCCCGCUCAAGCAGAGGCGUAUACAAUUUACUGCCAAAACAGAGUAGAAUAUGAAAAAAGGGUUCGUGCGCAGGCCAAAAAAUUCUCUCCAUCUUAAGCGUCAAGAUGUCUGCAUAACUGAAGGCAUUUGGAUUUUUUUUUUCCUCUACAAAUUCUUCAAAAGUGCUCCAUACAAAAAGACAUACUGAAGGACUUAUUUGAAGCUGAGUAUAUUAUAAAUAUAUAUGAUAUUGUGCCAUUUACUGUCCUGAUUCUCCUAUAUUCCAGGUGUCUUGGUUUUUUAUUUUAUUGGCUACAUUGUGAUAUAGGGAGGAAGGAUCUGAUUGUAGGUGGCCUGUGCCCCAUAACGAGCUGAACUUUAAUACUCAUAAACCUGUAAAAUCAUGCUGUGGGUACCCAAGCUUGCUUUUAUCCCCCCCCCCCCCUUUUUUUUUUAAGUUCCCUUUAGGUGUGAGAGACUUGGCACAAUAUAUCACUGCAACUGUCAGAGUUAAAGGCAAAUGUCAAAUUCUGCAUCAAAUGAAGAGAAUGUCUCCCAAAAAAGACUCUGUCUCCUUUUUUUUUUUUUUUUUUUGUAGCGAGACGACUUUCGUUUCCCCACCGGGUCCAUGACGUCUAUCUUCCAUGGUUUUAAUGAUGUAAAACUCACAAUUACUUUGAAAUGUCAGUAUUUUGACUGCU